Vidua macroura (Pin-tailed whydah) is the source of this 2462-nucleotide messenger RNA. Its product is annotated as zinc finger protein 436-like. Lineage: Eukaryota; Metazoa; Chordata; Aves; Passeriformes; Viduidae. The coding region runs from base 1 to 1656 and encodes 551 amino acids. The transcript has 6 exons. The record is from RefSeq and is a predicted model, not a curated record. Gene Ontology annotation, biological process: regulation of cytokine production; negative regulation of transcription by RNA polymerase II; regulation of immune system process.
AUGGAGGGGCUGCGGGGCCGGGACCCCCCCUUUGCCCAGGUGAUCCCUCACCUGUCCGAGGAGGAGGAGGAGGAGGAGGAGGAGCAGCCAGGUGAGGAGGAGGAAGGGCCAGGUGAGGAAGGAACUGGUGAAGAACCAGGUGAGGAGGAAGAUGCAGGUGAGGAGGAAGAUCCAGGUGAGGAGGAAGAACCAGGUGAGGAAGAAGACCCAGGUGAUGAAGACCCAGGUGAUGAAGAUGCAGGUGAGGAAGAAGACCCAGGUGAUGAAGAUGCAGGUGAUGAUGAAGACCCAGGUGAUGAAGAUGCAGGUGAAGGGAACCCAGGUGACGACGACGACGACCCCGAGCCAGGUGCGGCCCGCCAGGUGCGCCCCUCUCCAGGUGACCCCUCCACCUCCCGCCUCCGCCGGCCCCGCCUUUACCUGCGGCCACGCCCAGCCGUGGAAGAGCCCGGCCCCUCCCACCUGCAGGCGCCCUGGGACCACCCAGGUGCGCCGGGGGCCGCCUCACCUGAGCCAGGUGCGCCGGCCUUCGUGCAGCUCAUCGACGAGCGCGGCGUCUACUCCACGGCCAAGCUGGUGCUGGGCGGCCGCUCAGGUGCGCCAGGUGCGCCAGGUGAGGAGGACGACGAGGACGAAGAAGAGCGCCGAGCCCCGCCCGAGGAGGAAGAGGAGGAGGAGGAAGAGCUCCCCGCUCACCUGGAGAUCCGCCAGGUGAUCGUGGCCGAGAAGCCCUUCCAGUGCCCCGUGUGCCACAAGGGCUUCAAGCGCACCUGGGAGCUGCUGAGCCACCAGGUGGUGCACACCGAGGCGCGGCCCUACACCUGCCACCUGUGCCGCGCCACCUUCAAGCGCCACUCGGACUUCAAGAGCCACGGGCUGGUGCACACGGAGGAGCGGCCGCACAGGUGCGACCUGUGCGGGAAGCGCUUCAAGCGCUCCUCCAACCUGCAGGAGCACCGCCGCAUCCACAGCGGCGAGCGCCCCUUCACCUGCCCCAGGUGCGCCAAGGGCUUCAAGACGCCCUACGAGCGCCAGCGCCACGCCCUGACCCACCUGGCGGCCGAGAAGCCCUUCAGGUGCGGCGAGUGCGGCAAGGAUUUCCCGGCGGCCAACGCGCUGCUGCUGCACCGGCGGCACAGGUGCCAGGACAAGCCGCACACCUGCGGCGUCUGCGGGAAGCGCUUCACCUACGGCCACUCCCUGAAGGUGCACGAGCGCGUGCACACGGGCGACCGGCCCUUCAGGUGCGCGCUCUGCGGCAAGGCCUUCAAGCAGAGCAACGCGCUGGCCUCGCACGAGCGCGUGCACACAGGUGAGCGCCCCUUCGCCUGCCGCACCUGCGGCAAGGCCUUCAAGCAGUCGUCCUACCUGGCCAUCCACCAGCGGGCGCACACGGGCGAGCGGCCCUACAGGUGCGAGGCGUGCGGCAAGGCGUUCGCCCGGCCCUCGCUGCUGCUGCAGCACCGGCGCGUGCACAGCCAGGUGAGGCCGCACCAGUGCGGCCACUGCCACAAGUUCUUCAAGGACCUGGCGUACCUGGCCGUGCACGAGAAGGUGCACACAGGUGAGACGCCCUACAAGUGCGGCGUGUGCGCCAAGGGCUUCGCGCACCCCUCCAACCUGCUGCAGCACCAGCGCGUGCACCGCGACACCUGAGCCGCGCGCCAGGUGAGCGCCUGUGCUCACCCGGAAAGGUGCGGCGUCCUCGGCCGAGCGCCGUGGGCGGAGCCCCAGGUGAGAGGACUCGGUGGCUGUGAGCCCCGACAGGUGUGCACCCCAAAACUGCAGCAGGAACACCUGGACUGCAACACCUGAGCUCCAGGUGAGAGGACUCGGUGGCUGUGAGCCCCGACAGGUGUGCACCCCAAAAAUGGAGUUUGGACCCCAAAACUGCAGCCGGAACACCUGGACUGCAACACCUGAGCUCCAGGUGAGAGGACUCAUUACCUGUGAGCCCGGACAGGUGUGGACCCCAAAAAUGGAGUUUGGACCCCAAAACUGCAGCAGCAACACCUGGACUGUGGCACCUGAGCCCCAGGUGUGGGAACCGCAGAACUGCACACCUGGACAGGUGUGGACCCCAAAAAUCUCCUGAAUGGAGCCUGGUAGGCUCCAGAACUGCAGCAGCAACACCUGAACUGCAACACCUGAGCCCCAGGUGAGGGGACUCAUUACGUGUGAGCCCGGACAGGUGUGGACCCCAAAAAUGGAGUUUGGACCCCAAAACUGCAGCAGGAACACCUGGACUGCGACACCUGAGCCCCAGGUGUGGGGACUCAUUACCUGUGAGCCUGGACAGGUGUGCACCCCAAAAAUGGAGUUUGGACCCCAAAACAGCAGCAGGAACAGCUGGACUGCGACACCUGAGCCCCAGGUGAGGGGACUCAUUACCUGUGAGCCUGGACAGGUGUGGAACCCAAAAAUCUCCUGUGGAACCCAAAAAGGUGCAGCAGAAGCACCUG